UUGGUCAGUAGCGAGUUUGUUUGAAUAAAAAUUUGGUGGGGGAAACACGUGCUAUUUAAAAAGCCACAAGAAAAUUUCAAUUUUAAAUCAUUGUUAAUUUAUUGUGUAAGUGUUAAUUAUUCUGUGUGAGAGUUAAGUAGUUUGAAUUAGUACCUCCAGCUGCGAAAGAUGAGUGACAUUUGCCACUAUGACCACAAGAAUGAAGCAGAGGAUUUGGCCUGCGAGAUGGAAAGCAUAGGAAUUAGUAAGAGAAAAGGCAGAGGAGUUGUUUCGUCUGGAUUAACCCACGAAUGUGGAGUUUUCGGCGCUAUUGGUACCGGAGAAUGGCCCACGAAAUUGGAAAUUGCUCAGAUUGUCUGCUGGGGAUUGGUAGCUUUACAACACAGAGGCCAAGAAUCCGCUGGAAUAGUGACCAGCGAAGGAAAAUGCUCAAAAUACUUCAACAUAGUCAAAGGCAUGGGUAUGAUAAGCAACAUCUUCAAUGACGACGCGAUAAGAAAAUUAAAGGGCAGUAUCGGUAUCGGGCACACGCGUUACUCUACCUCGGCCGCCUCCGAAGAAGUUAACUGUCAACCAUUCGUGGUGCACACCGCGCACGGUGCUCUCGCGGUCGCGCACAACGGCGAACUUGUCAAUUGUGACAGCUUGAGACGGCAAGUUUUGCAACAUGGUGUCGGUUUAUCGACACAUUCAGACAGUGAAUUGAUUACGCAAGCUUUGUGUUUGAAUCCGCCAGAGGGCGAAUCAGACGGUCCAGACUGGCCAGCCAGGAUUAGGCAUUUCAUGCAGUUGGCACCGCUUAGUUAUUCCCUGGUUAUUAUGCUCAAGAACAAGAUAUAUGCUGUCAGAGACACUUAUGGCAAUAGGCCGUUGUGUUUGGGAAAAAUUCUGCCACAAAAUGAACCUCUGGACGGCGAAUGUGACGAAAGCAGGGAAGCAGAGGGUUGGGUAGUUUCUUCGGAAUCUUGCGGUUUCUUGUCAAUUGGCGCCCAAUACGUCCGCGAAGUAUUCCCAGGAGAAAUAAUCGAAAUGACGCGUCACGGAAUCCGCACCAUCGAUAUCGUGCCAAGACCGGAAGACAAGGCCCAGGCUUUCUGCAUAUUUGAAUACGUUUAUUUUGCGCGUGCCGACAGUAUUUUCGAGGGUCAGAUGGUUUAUGCUGUAAGGAUACAAUGCGGAAGACAACUGGCUAUCGAGCAUCCAGUAGAAGCCGAUAUUGUGAGCGCUGUUCCAGAAUCUGGCAACUCUGCAGCUCAUGGCUAUUCCAGACAAAGUGGUAUUUCAUUUGCUGAAGUUCUAUGCAAGAACAGAUACGUCGGCAGAUCCUUUAUUCAACCUAGUAAUAGGCUUAGGCAAUUAAGUAUUGCCAAGAAAUUUGGUGCCCUAUCUGGAAGCGUAAGAGGAAAAAGAGUAAUACUCAUUGACGACUCAAUAGUCCGUGGUAAUACGAUAGGUCCCAUUAUUAAACUGUUGCGUAAUGCAGGAGCCAAAGAGGUACACAUUAGAAUAGCUAGCCCUCCACUUCUUUAUCCUUGCUAUAUGGGUAUAAAUAUACCAACAAGAGAGGAGCUUGUCGCAAACAAACUUAAUCCCAAGGAGCUGGCAAAUUUCGUGGGAGCCGACAGUUUGGCUUACUUGAGCGUUGAUGGUUUAAUAAAGGCUGUAAGAUCGGACAUCAAAACCAAAACAUCACAAAAAGUUGGCCAUUGCACCGCAUGUUUAACUGGCGAAUACCCUGGGGGAGAACCAACUCAAUUGGAGUGGUAAAUUUGAUAAGUAAAUGUGAAUUUUGAUUUUUUAAUUAAUAGGGGAACUGUCUCCAUUAUCAAAACCUGGACAGAGUGAAAAGUAUUUGGAACGACAGAAAAGGAUUAUACCUACCUAUUUUAAUAUUAUUAUAUUUACCUAUUGAUUUUAUUUUUUUCAUAUAAAAUAUGUAUAUAGGUACGUACUUUGUUUAUAAUAAACAUCG
Brassicogethes aeneus is the source of this 1972-nucleotide messenger RNA. NCBI's taxonomy places the organism in Eukaryota, Metazoa, Arthropoda, Insecta, Coleoptera, Nitidulidae. The record is from the annotation of a GenBank genome assembly.